GCAAGCGCAGUUGCCAUAGCCCAGAGGCAAUAUGAAAGUUCGCGUCUACCGGGAAGAAGGAAGCUUGUGUCAGGCCUACCUGGUUUUAUAGAACAAUUCUGAGAGCAUGCCUCUUGUGUAUGACGCAACCCAGCGACUAUCCAGGACUGGGAAAAGCCUCUAUGCAGUGCUGGAACUGAAGAAGGGUGCUGAGACUGAAGACAUCAAAAAAGCCUACAGGAAACUGGCCUUGCAAUAUCAUCCAGACAAGAAUCCAGAAAACCCUUUAGCAGCAGAAAUCUUCAAAGAGAUCAACACAGCCCAUGCCAUACUCACCGACCCUACGAAAAAGAAGAUCUAUGACCGGCACGGCUCCCUAGGAUUAUACCUGUAUGACCAUUUUGGUGAAGAAGGUGUCCGAUUCUAUUUUAUAGUGAACAGUUGUUGGUUCAAGACACUGGUUGUCCUCUGUUGCCUGCUCACUGGUUGCUGCUGCUGCUGCUGCUGCUGUUUAUGCUGUGGUAGACUUAAUCCAUCAGCCGAGGAAGAAGAGGAGACUCGCCAGAUGAAUGUUUCUUCUCAACCUUCAAGAUCAAGAACACAAGAUAUUGAAGCAGAGGAUUAAGACAUGACAAUAAUUAAGGAAACGUGAAGAGGAAUGGGGUGCUGACCCAGCAAGAGUCCCUGACACAGCCCACUGGAUACAUUGAAGAGGGAAGAAAGUAGCCCUGUCCCUACACUCACCCACAUUUGACUCCUGUUCUUAAAAGCAAUCCCUGCUUCAAAAGCUAUGAUGACACCCGUUCUCGUAAGGACAUCCCUGCCCUCCACAGUGCCACAGAGCCUGUCCCCAAAGAACCUUCCAGCGGCUUUUCUGUUUAGCUCUGACUCCACUCCCGUCUUUAUCCACAUGUGCUCUCAAGCCGUGUUGGGAGCUGUUUGCUGAGUGGGUGCAGCUCUCUCCAGUGGGUACCUGGGUCAAUGUCCGGUAGGCCNCUGAGCACUUACUAACAAGUUCACCAGGAUCCUGAUCACCAAACAAGGUGGCUCCCAUCCCAANAGCUGUUGCANCAAUUAAUCCUUCGUUGGAACAUUGUAUACCAAGAACUUUUAGCACCAGCCUCGUUUCUUUGGAAGACUGGUCUCACCAUCUUCUGGUACCUACACCACUGGCACCAACACCCUAUUCGUAAGACAGCUUGGAAAACUUGUGUUUGUGGCUACCCUUGGACUUCAGCUCCAUCCUUAAACCCAUUAUCAGCUAUGGUCCUGUGGACAGGCUGCAGUCCAUGCUCCAGUCUUGCUGCCUCUGUCCCUCAUGUUACUUCACACAGAGUGAUCCCCUUAUAUCUUCUUAACACGGAGACGUGAAAUGUGAUGGGACAGGCUGUAUGAAGGAGACCUCACUUAGCCUCUCGGAGCUAUUGGCUUAACAUCCUCUCUGUAUCCCACGUUAUCGUUUCUUUCUAUGUGGGAUCAGGGCCUAGGAACCAUCAAACCUCUCUGUACUCAGUGGGAAAAAGGCUACGCAAUGUCAAUAAUAAUAAUAAUAAAAAAAGAGCUUUGU
This is a messenger RNA of Mus pahari (shrew mouse), 1546 nucleotides long. It is a transcript of the gene Dnajc5g, whose product is annotated as DnaJ heat shock protein family (Hsp40) member C5 gamma. Lineage: Eukaryota; Metazoa; Chordata; Mammalia; Rodentia; Muridae. The transcript has 6 exons. The record is from RefSeq and is a predicted model, not a curated record. The coding region runs from base 107 to 604 and encodes 165 amino acids.